Messenger RNA from Galleria mellonella (greater wax moth), 493 nucleotides. It is a transcript of the gene RpL36A, whose product is annotated as 60S ribosomal protein L44. The record is from RefSeq and is a predicted model, not a curated record. The coding region runs from base 150 to 464 and encodes 104 amino acids. The transcript has 3 exons. Gene Ontology annotation, biological process: translation. Gene Ontology annotation, cellular component: cytosolic large ribosomal subunit; ribosome. Gene Ontology annotation, molecular function: structural constituent of ribosome. NCBI's taxonomy places the organism in Eukaryota, Metazoa, Arthropoda, Insecta, Lepidoptera, Pyralidae.
UUUAAAUCUACGAUCGAUUGCGAUUUCGAAACAAUUAAUAUUGCAACGAUUAUUUGAUUAGGCAACACUACUUGUUCAAAUGUCACUGUCAAUUAGUAUUUAUAUUCCUUUUUGACGUUUGUUAAUAUCGUGUUGAAGGAAAAUCGAAAAUGGUGAACGUACCAAAACAGCGUAGGACCUACUGCAAAAAAUGCAAGUGCCACAAGACUCACAAAGUGUCUCAGUACAAGAAAUCAAAGGAAAGGCACGCUGCGCAAGGUAGAAGGCGUUACGAUCGUAAACAGCAGGGUUAUGGUGGUCAGUCCAAACCCAUCUUCAAAAAGAAGGCAAAAACCACAAAGAAAAUUGUACUCCGUCUGGAAUGCGCCGACUGCAAAGUGCGAUCACAGGUGGCACUGAAGCGUUGCAAGCACUUUGAGCUCGGAGGUGACAAGAAGAGGAAGGGACAGAUGAUUCAGUUCUAAGCUGGCUAAUAAAUAAGUUUAACACUUAA